AGUGAUCAUCAAAGAAGAAUGAUAUCAAAUGGUUGCUUCAUAAAAAAGAACCUUUUUCUUCACUUAAACAAAGCUACUGGAACAAAACGAAUCAACACAAAUACUAGAUCGGUUCAGAGAGAUGCUUCGGUUAAGCAAACCACUAUCAAAGGACCUUAUGGUAAGAGCCCAGGAUGCACAACAAGCUGCGGAUUGAGGUUACCAAGGAAAACAGAAGUCACAGCAGCAAGAUUGAUCAAGCAUAUUGGCUGUAAAUUUGCAAAAGGUUUGCGUCUGGUUGUGAUGAGGAAGAAGAGAAAAUCUCCACCGUCAAAGGUCUCGUCUUCUUCCUCUGGAAGAUCUCAGCCGUCGAUCAUCCCCAUAAGCAAUGAUAGUCAUAGAUCAGAGGCCAUAGAAGACUGCAUAGAGUUCAUCAACUCAUCAUCCUCCUUCACAAGAUCAAACUCUAUUUCUUAAGUUUCAUCACUCCCAAACCCUUUGUCUUGGUUGCUCGUUGUCUAUUUGCUUAUUUGUGAGAAUUUCAUUGCAUGUUAUGUCUAUAUAUCUUCUAUAUGUGACCUUUGUCGUUGUGUACGAGUAAAUAUUAUUUAUG
Molecule: messenger RNA, 592 nt
Organism: Eutrema salsugineum
Lineage: Eukaryota; Viridiplantae; Streptophyta; Magnoliopsida; Brassicales; Brassicaceae
Product: josephin-like protein
Exons: 2
Coding region: 19-456 (145 amino acids)
Source: RefSeq, a predicted model, not a curated record